ACCGCUGAAGUGUUUUUGAGGUGCAUGAAAAUAAACGAACUACCGUAUUCUUUUUGUCAAUAUUGUGAAGAACUGAUAUUUUUACUUAUGAAAUUUACAAUUUGAAUAUGUUUCCAAUUAUUUCGGAAUUGAGAUAGUAGGUAAUUUAAAAUAUGUGAUGAAAUCUCAGUCUGAUAUGUCUCUUCUGAGUGGGUUUUGAAGUGUUUUUUUCAUAACUGGGGUUUGAAGUGUUUUAUUUAAUAAGCCAUUUAAAGUGAUUUCUUUAUAGCUGGGGUUUAAAGUGUUCCUUUAAUAACUGGUAUCAAGGUUGGUUUUGGUAUUGAAGUUUUAGUUUUAAUAAAUUUGAAAAAUGGAACGGAGUGUUUCAUUUGAUCCCAGAUGUACCAUCAACGGACCAUUACGAUCAAAAGCCAGAAGCUUUUUGGGCAACGACACUCUAGCUUUUAUUGAGCAAUCACUUUUCACAUCAAAAGAGCGAGAGAAGAAGACAUGCCGCAACACGGCAAUAAUCUGCACCAUCGGCCCAGCGAGUCACCACACGCAAACACUAGAGCGACUGAUUGCAGCGGGUAUGAAUAUUGCACGCCUAAACAUGGCUCACUCAACUCACGAGCAGCUCGUUACCCUCAUCAAAAACAUCAGAGCAGCCACUCAGGGCUACACGUUGAGGACUGGAUCCAACGUUUCUGUUGCCAUCGCAAUGGAGACUCAAGGCUCUCAAAAACGCACCGGCAAAUUAGAAAACAGUAUGGAUGAAGUUGCUUUGAAAAAGGGGGCAACUGUCACACUCACCACAAAUCCCAAGUACAAAGACAAGUGCAAUGCAGAUAUUAUCUAUAUCAAUGGCAAAAAGUCGGUGUUGGAGAAAUCAGAGAUAAUUCUGGACGAUCAGAUACAUCUCAUAGUUGAAUCGAUCAACAACGAAGAUAUGAAAUGUACGGUUGUAAACUCUGGACAUCUGGGCAGCUGGAAGAAAGUUUGUUUCCCUGGAGAGUUGGAGGAUGACAAUUCAUCAAGUGUUGAAAUAGAGGAGAAGAAAAACCUGGAAUUCGCAGUUGAACAAGACAUUGAUAUCAUUAUUUUGUCUCAUGUGAUGAAUGCGGGGAAUAUCUUUGAAGCUCGCAAAUGCAUCGAAGAGACUGGCAAGCAGAUUUCAUUGGUGGCCAAACUUCGGACCAUGUCGGCUAUGAGGAACAUGAAAGAGAUAAUGCAAGAGGUAGAUGGAAUCAUGGUGGCUAGGGAAGAGUUAGGAAUUAUUUUUAAAGUGGAGAAGGUUUUCGUGGCUUUGAAGAAUAUAAUAACUUAUUGUGUUCGUAUAGGGAAGCCUGUGAUCUGCGCGUCAGUGAUGCUGCGAUCAAUGGUGCGCUGUCCCAGAGCAUCCCAAGCCGAAUCAUCUGACAUUGCCAACGUGGUACUUGAUGGAGUCGACUGUGUGGUACUGUCUGGCGAAACAGCGAUUGGCAACUACCCUCUAGAAAGCCUGAGAACAAUGGUGAAGAUAUGCAACGAAGCCGAGGACCUAGUGAAGAAUAGACUGCUACCAAUGGACCCAGUGCUGUCAAUACUUGACCCGAUGAACACUCUAGCAUUGACCGCCAUUGAUACUGCUUUGAAAUGCUCGGCGGCUGCCAUUAUGGUGAUCACAUUAUCGGGCAGAACUGCUCACAUGAUAGCUAGGUAUCGACCUGAUUGUCUGCUGAUCAUGGUCACUAGGCAAGUGAGCACUGCUAACCAGUCACAUCUUUACCGCAGAAUUCACCCCAUUCUCUGCGACAUCCAAAGCCAAGAGGACGUUCGCAAGGAUAUCGAUGCUCAGGUACAGUUCGGAAUACUACAAAGCAAAAAGAAACGCUUGUUGGAUCCUGGAAAUCAAAUUGUUAUAAUUAUUGGAAGACAGAUGGACAAAUCGUUGAUGCAUACAGUUCGUAUUGAAGAUGUUGUAUAAAUUAUAAUGAAAAAAUAAAAAAAUAAUACUGGAGAGCAAUCUACUGAUUCCAUGGAAGAGAGCAUUGAACACUUUUUUCUUGGACUACGAAUGUUAUAAGUCAUACAUCCCUGGAAAUAGAUGAUUAUAUAAUGGAUAUCAUUCAAGUAUUCCAGGAUUAGUGGUGAUAUUACUUCGUGUUUUAGCACCAAUCAAGAUUUUCAUAAAAUAAUAUUGGAAAUAAAAUAUUUUGUAGUGAAAUUUAUUUACUUUGAUUCGUUGUACAAUAUUAAUUUUUAGCGUAUGGCAGAUAGCCUACACAACAAAGCUCGUGAGUCUCAAAUGCUUAGAUAAACACUGUAUAUUUCCGAAUUCUUUGAGAUGUUGUGUAGUUUUCGGUCAGGAGAACAUAAGUUUGUCUGACCGCCAUAAUUAGCUAGUCCAUUUAGCGUUACACA
Nilaparvata lugens (brown planthopper) is the source of this 2382-nucleotide messenger RNA. Its product is annotated as pyruvate kinase-like. Gene Ontology annotation, cellular component: cytoplasm. Gene Ontology annotation, biological process: glycolytic process. Lineage: Eukaryota; Metazoa; Arthropoda; Insecta; Hemiptera; Delphacidae. The record is from RefSeq and is a predicted model, not a curated record. Gene Ontology annotation, molecular function: potassium ion binding; pyruvate kinase activity; magnesium ion binding. Bases 350 to 1945 code for a protein of 531 amino acids. The transcript has a single exon.